Entrophospora candida is the source of this 1263-nucleotide messenger RNA. The record is from the annotation of a GenBank genome assembly. Lineage: Eukaryota; Fungi; Glomeromycota; Glomeromycetes; Entrophosporales; Entrophosporaceae.
AUGUCGCAUUCUAGUAAUUUAAGAACCUUAUAUGCAACAACUUCUUCGUACGACACAACAUCUCAUCAGUCCUUCCAUAACCCAGAUGAUUUAACACCUUCAUGGGACUAUUUAAAGAGUGAUAAAGAAAAAAUAGAAGCGAAAAAUGGCUUGACUUUAGGUGAUUUAGGUGAUUUUGGUAAUUUAUGGAGUUAUUUAAGCACCGAAAAAGAAAAAUGGAGCCCAACUUCUAAUUCGUUUCCUUCUAUGAAAAUCGUUGACGCUGACGGUAACAAUCAUAGUCAACAGUCAACCAACGAUCUAUUGAAACCACCUUCACUACUCUACAACUCUUACUCUUCUGAAGAAGAAAGUAGUAACUUUGAUGAACAUAAAUUAAUACCUGCUGUAAAACAACAACGUCAGCAAUCAUCUACAAAAAUUUUAAAAAAGAAAGUUGUAAACAAUAUUAAUAGCGGCAGUGAUGGUAAUAAUAAAAAGAACACUUCUAAUAUCAAUUUAAAAGAUCUUUUGGCUAAUACAAAAGCUAAAAAAGCAAUGAAACGACAGAGACAAAAACAGAAGCGUUUAGAACAACAAGAACAGAAACAAAAGCUGCAACAAAAUCAACCACAAAAACAGCCACAAAAACAAAAGAUUGUUAAUAAUGACGUAGUGAAAAAAGUCCAUUUUAAUAAAAUAGUUUUGGUUGAUGAUUCAUCAAAUCAUGAGAUACUUAAAGAACCAUCGUUGAAGAUUAAUGUGGAUCAAAAUAUAGAUAAAAAAACAAAAAAAUCUCGAUCUAAAAUUCCAAUGCCCACGGAAAUUUCUGAUAAUCCAAUCCAUGUUUUCGUUGAUCAUUCAAAUAUUUAUAUUGGAUUUCAGAAAGUUUCAUCUUUGCCAUUAAUUCAAAAUCUUGACGAAGCAAAGAAUUCUGGAUAUAAUGUUUCAGAACUUAAACGUGUCGAUAAAGGUAAAGGUGGUAAAAAGGAACAAUGCGUUGAUGAACUUCUUCAACUUAAAAUACUCGAUUCGUUGCUUUAUCAUACACCUGGAACUUUAGUACUUGCAAGUGGAGACGGCAAUGAUGGAGAAUAUUUUCAAGGUGGAUUCCACAGAUGUGUCACCAAAGCAUUGGAACUGGGUUGGAAGGUUGAGAUCAUCAGUUGGAAAAAUCUACUUAGUCAAAACUUCUUGGAUGAGAAGUUCUUGAGUAAAUGGCAAGGACAAUAUCAAGUCAUCUUUUUGGACAACUUUUCCAAGGAAUUGGGUUGUGUUUAUUAA